AUGUCAGCGCCUCUACUCAGGAUAUUCAAGUUUUACUUCAAGCUUUUGCGAACCUACCACAGCGAGUUGGCCACCCAAGGCACAUCUGGUCUUGUGACCGUCAAGAUCGCCUCGGACGAAAAGUCGUACACCCUUUACAAGGAUAUGCUCACCCACUACUCAAAAUACUUCAAAAAGGCUCUAAAAGGAGAGUGGAAGGAAGCCCAGGGUGGGGCGGUAGUCCUAGGAGACGUCGAUUCCGUGAUCUUCGAGCUCUUUGUGAACUGGAAGCAGCAGCAAAAGAUACACCUGGAUUUUGCUAGAGCCUCACUAAAGAACACGAAGGAUGACUGGUCCACGGCACCGGCGCACGAAGAUGAUGAGGACGACGAGGAAGAGGACAAUAAUUCUACCACACCGGAAUCAAUCGAGCACGACGACUUGUUCGGUCUCUCUCCGUUCGACAUCGACCUCGUCCUCCUUCUCCAAGGGUCCAUCUUCGCCGAUCGGUUUCUGAUGUCAGACUUCAAGGACGCCCUACUCUACGCCUUCGUCGACGAGAUAAUCGCUAUGCCCCCAGCUUCCUUCAAAUUCAUCAUCUUCGCCGAUAAAAAGGGACUGCUUCCCGGUUCAGGCCCAGUCUUGGAUCUCUUGGCUGACGCGCACUGCAAGUCCUGGCGAGUCGAUUCAUCUGAAGAUGACGUGCAGUUGAUUGAUGACCUGCCGAAAAAGUUUACCCGACAUCUGAUUUUUCGUGGAGGCUUAUUGAAUCAGGGAGCUGGAGCCCCGGGGGAUGAGCUGAUAGCAUGCGAUUACCACGGCCAUGCCACGCAAGCCGAGUUUCAGGGCUGUGCCGCACGGAAAUCGAGGGUGUUGGUUUCGGGACCGGAUAUAGUCUGAGUGAUACAGGUUAUCGGAGGAAGAGAGAGUCGGAAUCUUGAUCUCAUCGUCUACAGGAGCUGCUCACACCAAUGGGCGUAUCUUGCCACCUGCGUCAAGAGCUAGGAUAUAGCAUGGAAAGAAACCGAUGAUCUCUGCGUAGUGGUGGACGAUGUAGAAACCUACGCCUUUAACAUCUUCGCCAACGGCAUUCCGCUCGUGGACUAAAUCGUGGAACAUGCACUGACCGAAUCGUGGACCGCUAUGAUGUCAAUUAUGCAUUUAACAUGCUCCCUGAGCCAACCUCGAUCCUCCAAUUGAUCAUGGAUGCCGAAUUAUCGCUGGUCUACUCGCGUGAGGAGAAGAGGAAGC
Messenger RNA from Paraphaeosphaeria sporulosa, 1230 nucleotides. RefSeq lists its product as uncharacterized. The coding region runs from base 1 to 879 and encodes 292 amino acids. The transcript has 2 exons. The record is from RefSeq and is a predicted model, not a curated record. Gene Ontology annotation, molecular function: protein binding. NCBI's taxonomy places the organism in Eukaryota, Fungi, Ascomycota, Dothideomycetes, Pleosporales, Didymosphaeriaceae.